Messenger RNA from Trifolium pratense (red clover), 498 nucleotides. RefSeq names its product small acidic protein 1. The transcript has a single exon. Lineage: Eukaryota; Viridiplantae; Streptophyta; Magnoliopsida; Fabales; Fabaceae. The record is from RefSeq and is a predicted model, not a curated record. The coding region runs from base 102 to 281 and encodes 59 amino acids.
UUUGGCAAAAGGCAUGUUUAAUCGUUUUGAGUUGAUACAUAAAACCCUAAUUUGGCGCAAAGUACCAAUUCGAUUUUCGCAAGAUAGUGAGAAAGACGGUAAUGAGAGCAAUGGAUUUGUUCGGAGAGAUGGAGGAGCAGAUAACUUCGAUGGCUAUGGAAGUAGACGAUGGCGACAAUUUGGAUAUCUUAGCCGAAGGUCUCGUCACUGAGAGCAAACUCGUCGAUGCCGAAUUCUUCAACUCCUUCCAUGAUGAUUUCGAUGAUGCAGAUAUCAACUAACACCUUUUCCUAUUUCGUGUUUUCAUCUUCAUGAUGUUAGUUAAGAAAAGAUUAAUCACAAACUGAUGUAUUUUGUUUCUUGGAUUUUUGUUAAUAUGAUAUGAUAAAUUGAUUUCUGUUUUGUGAUUAAUCAACUCAAUUGUUAUGAAUCUUGCGAUUUAAUACGCUAGUGUUUUUUAUAUGUGAUUGAUUAUGAAUUUAGAAUUAGAAUUGUGAA